Messenger RNA from Struthio camelus australis, 4443 nucleotides. NCBI's taxonomy places the organism in Eukaryota, Metazoa, Chordata, Aves, Struthioniformes, Struthionidae. The record is from RefSeq and is a predicted model, not a curated record.
UGCUUUUUGAAAUUAUUUUUUUAUUUGUACAUUCAAAUCAGAGAAUUUAUUCCAGUAUUUCCACACAAAAUUGUGUGCUUGUGUUGCCGUUUUUGUGAGCAAAAUUUAUGGGUGUAAUUUUGGAGGCUAUCUUUUGGCCUGAUGGGAAAAUACUUACAUAAAUGAUGAGUGAUACCAGUGGACAUCUCCAUUCUGUAUGUUAAUCACCUGUUCCAAUGCUGUAAAUAAUGCUUGCCACAUAAAUUACAGAUUACACAUUCCAAUUCUACUAUGGUUCUACCUCUAUUACAGCAUGAAUCUUUUUUUUAUACCUAUUCGGAUAAGAAAAUUUGUAAGGAUUAAAAAGGAAUUCUGAUCCACGCUAUUUUCAUGUGUAAAACAAUCCAGAUAAAAUAGUCAUGACAUUAGAAAAGGAGUAACCAUGUAGAAAGUACGAUUCAGGGCCAAUCUUGCAAUAGGAUCCACAUGUAUCAAUUCUUCAUCUUUUUUUUCUGUGAGAUACUGCUUUACUGGUAACUGAAAAUGCAACAACUCUGUCAGUGCUACUGGGGUAGUUUUACUGUCUUCCCUUUCUCAGGUCUCACUUGAAUAUCUUCUGACAUGUUACGCCUCAGGCUUUUAUUCUUCUAAGAUGGAAUUAUGUAACUUGCAUGCUUUCUGAGAACAGGACUUGGGUUAUGCUCCUGCGCACCACACAGGACUAAAUUAUCAAAAUAGCUUAGAAACAACUUGCUCAAACAAAGGACUAUUAAUUCAUACGUCAGCAGUACCAAACACAAAGUUGAAGUGGAAACCUAAGAAGAAAAAAGGAAAAAUUGUGUAUAUCUUUCUCCUCACCUGUGUUGCUCAGAUGGAUGAAAUUUGCAGUUGGGAGGCAGAACGUGCUCUUGGUCUCUUGUCUCUCAGCUUGGUAGUUUUUCAUUAAAAACAAUGGGCAGCAUUUCUUAGGUUUUUCCUCUUUCAGACCGCAACCCUUUUCUUAGUAGCUUUCAGGGUUUAAGUUCCUUUUGCUCACAAGGUUGGUCUCAGGGAGAGUACCUCAUUCUGGUCUGCAAGGAGUCGCUCAGUGUUACCGCUGCUUUUUGGAAGCUUUGCAUCCAAAAGUGACUCACUCGUUUCAGUGUUUUACCUUUUGUUCUUUAUUCCUCAAAAUAGUAAGACGUCUCCUCUUAUUGCAACUCUGUAACUUCAAGCAGAAAUACAAAACAGAACAGGUAAAAAGAGCCACAUGUAAAAUGCAGAACGGAUCAUACAGAUUCCCACUUAAUCAUAAAUGUACACCUAAGCGGCCGUCAGACAGUGAAGAUCCCGUAAUAAAUAUCCCUCUAGGUCCUUUUUUUGUUCUAAUUACCUAGUUCAUUGUUCUCAGAGAACCAGCUCCGCUGGUUCUGAAAUCCAGGGCUCAGUCAACAAGCUGUGUUACCAGAACAGUUUUUUCAGCAGCAUUUCUGAAAUAAGCCUGUGUGAACCUGUUUUUGUGAUUUGUUGUGUGAUUUUUUUUUCCCCCCCACCCAUAUCUAUUUUAAAACUAUUUAGAUCGUAUGGUACUUUCUAAGGAUAAGAAAUGCCCCUAUGACAUCUUCUACUUAUGUAUUCUGAUAGGAGAUAUAUUUGGCAAAAACUCAAUAUUUUUUUCAGUUCUUUAGCUCCUGAAGUUUAAAUUUUAAUGUGGCUUCAGCUAUCUACUGGCAAUACUUCUGAGGCUGUAGAUAACACUAUAUAGAUAAAUCAUCAAUCUUCAUUUAGUUAAGUGAAUUCUUGAGUAUCAAGUCUAAUUACUGAAGAUGCAUUUAGUAUAGAAACGUAAACUUCUUUGUGUAUGGAAUAAAUCACCGUACACUGAGGAUAACGGGAUGAUUUUCUUGAGAUACGAGUGAUGAUAAUAGAAGUGGCUUUUAUUUCAGAAAAUAAUUAAGUGACCAGUAUUAAUUACUUAAUAGUACUUAAUGGUAUCACAAUAUAUUGCAAUGCUUUGUAUCACUAUCAUGUAAGAUUCAGAAAAGUAUCAGAUUCAUGAAAGUAUCACCCUAUAUAAACAGCAUGUAAGUUUGUCCGAGUUCUUUAUAGUAUGAGGCAGCACCUAUGCAACUUGCCUAGUUAUAAAAAAUAAGUAUAUGUUUAAGCAUCUAUGAAGCUGCUGACUCAGAGACCAAUUCUGUUCUUUGUAUGUUCUCCCUUAAUGCAGAAAUGCUUUUCUGCAUGAAGAUGUAUUGUUUUUACACGAAGAACUGUACCAUAUUGUUCUGUGGAUUCCUGACAUGUUUUCUUCAGUUUUCACUUUCUUACAGGAGCUGUCAGAUCUUAGGAGAGAAUAUUUGCAUUCUAUCUUGGAAAAGCACAAGGCGAGGAACAAGCCUUCAGAGUAGGAAUAAAGAAAUGGCUUUUGCAGUAGUUGCUGUAUUUCCAGUGCCUAAACCUCAAGCGCAUAUGGGCCAAUAAGUCUGUGAUCCAAAUGGAGAGACAGAUGGAAAACAUUACAGUGACUGGUUUCUGGCAUUAAAGAAAACAACCCAGAAUUUUUAUUUAAAAAAAUUAUAUUCUGCAGUUUACCUUGUUUGCACACUUUUCAAAACAUGAAAGAUUUCAGUUAACUUGUGUAGCAAGCAGAUUCUGAUAUAUGCUGUGCUCUCUUUAACAGCCUUUUCCAUUGUAUCGUGUAUGUAACAUCGUUACAUUAUACAACUAUAUUUCAGUGGCAUUGCGUGAAUUAACAUUAAUUUAGCCUGAGAUUAAGCUGUUUUAAGUAAUUAACAUGAACAGAUUUCUCACUAGCUAUCUAAGAGCCACACUUUACUUUUCAUCCAGCGCAGAACCUACCUUUACAUUCAUUAUGGGAAAGCAGACUGGAGAGAACGGUCUUUGGUCACCAAAAACAAAAAAACCCUGACUCAUUUUGCUUCCAUGAGCAAAUACCUGCUGUAUUCAUCUUAUUAUUAAUCUUACGUUUUGGUAUUGGGUAAAUGUCUAAUUUUUCAAGCUAGUUAGCACACUAGAGUAAAAUUGUGAGUAGAUUUAUGAUUUUGGAGAAGAAAUUGUUAACCCUCCCCCCAAAUCGCAGCGUUCUACAUAGGAAUGAAAUUGCCUGAUGAUGUGAAAGGUAAUUUAUUGUAUAGUUUGUGAUUGUUUCUGUGGAAAAAAAAUUGGAGUUUUACCUGUAGAAUACAUGCAGAAAGAUCGGGGGGUUGGGGUUUUUUUUAUUUUUUUUGCUAUGUUCUAUGGUCUGUGGCCUAGCAAUAAGCUGUCUUAGACAUAUGCAGGUUUGUGCCGGCUGGCUGUUAGGAAGCCUUUUAUAACUCCUAUAUAUACUUUUUUUUUUUCCUUUCCCUCCCAGAAAUACUCUUAAUUACUGCACCCUAUAUUCAAAACCACUGCUGAGAUAAACACAAAAGAAAUGAUAAAAUUUUUUCUUAUGGUGAACAAACAAGGUCAAACGAGGCUCUCUAGAUAUUACGAGCACAUGGAAAUUCGUAAACGGACAAUGCUGGAAGCUGAAGUAAUCAAAAACUGUCUCUCCCGUUCAAAGGAUCAGUGCUCUUUCAUUGAGUAUAAGGACUUUAAGCUGGUCUACCGACAGUAUGCAGCCCUUUUUGUAGUCGUUGGAAUCAACGAGACAGAGAAUGAGAUGGCAGUAUAUGAGCUAAUUCAUAAUUUUGUGGAGGUUUUGGACAAGUACUUCAGCAGAGUGAGUGAAUUAGAUAUAAUGUUCAAUUUGGACAGAGUGCACAUCAUUUUGGAUGAAAUGGUGUUAAAUGGUUGCAUCGUGGAAACAAACAGAAGCAGAAUUCUUGCACCUCUGUGCGUGCUUGACAAAGUAGCGGAAAAAUAGCAAGAUGCAAGAAUGAACAGUGUUUUACAAAGACAGUGAAACCAUCAAGACCAUACCAACAGCAAUUUUCUGUUUUCGUAAGGCCAACUCAUGCAAUAGUGAGACUUCUUGGAAAAUAUUCCAUUUAUUACCCUACCUACCCAAUGGAAAGAUACAGCUAAACAUAAAAUGGAAUCUUAAAUUUGCAACUUUCUAUUGACACAGCAGAAGUCUUUCUAAAACAGCCAACAUCAUUUUUUAAUUCACUGAGGAUAAAAGAAUGGAAAUUUGCAUUACUGUCAAGUCAUGUGUGCACUUUAGUAUCACUUUGUAUUAUGUUACAUAGUGCCAGACCUAGGAGAAGAGAGAAAAUUCAGAAAUAUAGUUUCAAAUGGCGUUUCAGCCCUUCCUUUAAAGCACUAACUUGAAUUUUUAUUUUCAUACAACUGUAAAUUACAUUUCUGUAACUUUUAUGACCACUUUUAAACUAGAUUCUGCCUUCUUCAGAAAGCUGAUUUCAUUUGCUUUUCUACAGAAGUCAUAGUUAUGAAAGAAAUGCAAGUAACAGAAGAAUAGACAUGUUUAAGAUUCCUGCACACUGUGGAAGUUGUAACUAGAAAUACUUAGCAUUUAUUAAU